This is a messenger RNA of Cuscuta campestris, 1514 nucleotides long. Lineage: Eukaryota; Viridiplantae; Streptophyta; Magnoliopsida; Solanales; Convolvulaceae. The record is from the annotation of a GenBank genome assembly.
GGAACACUUCGCGAGGAGUUACAAACUAAAUAAGAAUUUCACCCACCUCGCCUCAGUCACGUAUAAGAAGGGUUAGUCGUUGAACAAAUUCUUCACUAUGUGGCGAAAAGUGUCUUGAGAAGUAGAAGGGACAAGUGACAAGUCUUGUUUAGCAUUGUUCACAUCUUCCCUCCUAAAAGGCCCAUUCUGCACCAACCUGACCACUCACCUGGAUGACUUCUUUUAGAAGAAUGGGAUGAGGAACCAAAAAUAAUCUUGGAACAUCAUAGAAAUAUGGGAGUAAAAAGGGAAAAUCAAGGAGAAUGGUUUCCCCAAUGGACCAAAGAAUGGCCCGGUCAGAAUUCUCGUCAGGGCAUCGAAAAAAUGACCUCAUUUACCCACCUAAUUGGAGAAAUAUUGGAUUAUGCUAGUUAAAAAGGACUAUUCACAUCCCCAACUUGGCCCAACAAGGUGUUAGAGGUGGAAGUACAGGUAAAUGGUGUGAAUAUCAUCAAAAGAAUGAUCAUAAUAGUAAUGACUGCUAUACUUUGAGCAAUGAAUUGGAAAAGUUGAUCUAGAGGGGACAUCUUUGAUGUUUUGCGAGAACUAAAGAGGAGAACGACAACUCCUGAAGGAACAAGGUUUGGAAACAAAAAAGAAUACUAGGUGGCCUGUGAUGAUUCUAGGACACUUGUGGGUAAAAGGCAUCUCGCCUUGGAUGAUGAGAAAGAACCGACCAAGGGAAAAGCUAAGGGACACCAUGGCUGGAUUUACAUCAUUGGAGGCAAUGCCUACGGAGAUACUGCUAUCUCCCGAAAAAAGUGGGCCCGCAAUUUUUUGGUCUCCAAGGUCCAGGUCCGGUAGCAAAAGAGAUGAAGGCUAAAUCAAAGCCCUUGUACUUUACUAAUGCCGAUCUGCCCGAGUUUUGUAGAUUGCAUAUCGAUACAUUGUUCAUAAAUGUGGACAUUUAGGACCUAGUAAUCCAUAAAAUGUUGGUGGAUACCGAGAGCUUGGUCAACAUCAUGUACAUAGAUACAUUAAGAUGCUUGGAAGACCUGUCAAAAAAUGACCCGAUCUGUUUUUUACCCGAAACCCGACCUGAAAACACUGGGUUCUGAAUAAAGAUUUUGAUUACCGAACCCGAAGUAGACCGAACUUGAAAUGACCCGCUAAAAAUGGGUCAAACCCAACCGAACUCAAACUCGACCUGACCGAUCUGCUAAAGUAAGAAUUUUUCGAAAUCAUACACUUUACUACUCGUUUUUAAUAGGCUAAAGGGGUAAAAAUUUUCCGGUUGAGAUUGGGGACACCAGGCGAUCUAGAAGAUUGAUAUGGAAUUCGUCAUGGUGAAGAUUGCUUGUGGUACUAACAUAAUCUUGGUUCAGCCCGCACUCAAUGAUCUAAAGUGUGUCAUCUUGGUUAAACACCUUUGUAUGAAAUUCUUAGACCCAAAAGGGGUUGGCAUUGCCCGAGGGUGUCAGAAAUAUUCUCGGACUUGGUAUGUUUCUACUACCAAAGAAAUCAUGAAGUAUCAC